GAGAGAUGCUAGUGCGAGACUAGUAGAGUCAAGAGUGCAGUGUGUUCGAAGAUGGCGGACUGCGUGUUGGUGGAGAGGUCGUCAGUUUGUGAGGAUGUUCUUGUGAAUGGAAACGAUAUUUUGCUUGGUAGUGCAAGUGAAGACAGUAGUAAUACUAUAGAUAGUGUUAAAUCCGGUUUCUUUGUUUUGAGUGAAAGUGACGCUUUGUGUUCAAAUUUCCAGUUAAAUGGCGUUAAGUUAGGAAGCUGUUCGGGACUGGAUGGUCGUGUGAUGGGUUCGGACACUGAGGAAUUUACGGCUGCACUCAAAUCAAUUGGUGAAGAAAAUGGUCAUAACUGUAGAAAGAAACGCUGUGCUGAUCGCUACGAUAGCUCUGAAAGCUCAGACAGUGGAGUCGCUACUCUCAGCUGCACCGACUGUUCUGGCAGCUCCAGUGGGACCAGUGACAUCACCGAGCCCGGUUCUCCCUUCAGUACCUCGAGCCACUCGGAGAGUGACCCGGAGACCUGCUCCCCAGGCAAGAUGCCUCCGACACAGUCUGCGGACACAACUGCGUGGCCGUGGUCUGCCGAGGAGAGAGACCGUGGGCCUCCGCACACCCCCCGUUAUUUCCUCACGACCCCCGCCACCAAGCGUGUCAAUAACAAUACCCUGGAGGAUUGUGUUCGCAGCAAGUGUUGUAAAGUCAGUUUGCAGCAAGGGAAGAUUACGGAGUACUUUAAAGCUCAACUCAAGCCACAAAAAAAGUGUGAUACAAAAAUUCAGCUUAGUAGUUGUGACGUGGCACACAAGAAAUUGGCUGUACAUAUCUCAGGGACUGUUGUGCCUGUUGCCACUAAGUUACCCUUAGUCUUCCAACAACAGAAAACCACUUUAAAAUCCGAACUGGCGAACAAGGUCGCGGAUAACAGUGUCGUCACAAAAGUCAAUAGAGUCACACCCCCUCCACUUCUCCUUAGGAAAUCCCUUAAUUCUAGCCACGAACUCUCCCCUGUACCAGUUACCCCGGUGUUUAGGAAACCGAACUCUGUCCUGAAAUGUUCUUCUCUUCCCUGUGCUCCUGAAGUUAGUGUCUUAGUACCUAAACCAAAGACUCCAUCUGUGGAUAGCGCUCAACACACAGCAUGUUCUACACCAAACCCUCCUUCUCCGUCAAAUACCACUACAUCGCCUUUGUCAGUGUCAACUAGUGAACAUUGUUCGGAUAAACCUUCGUUGCCUUCUCCUAUUCUAAGGACUCCAAGUGUGAUUCGAUUUCCCGCUCGGAACGGUUGGAAAGGCCACUUUCUGUCAGACAUCGUUUGCAGAUGGUCCGAGUGUGAAGAAUACUUUAGUACAACAUCAGCUCUCCUAGAACAUUUGCAGGCAAAGCAUGUGAACACCCAGUCGCUGAGUGAGACGUUUGUCUGCCUAUGGAACGGUUGCAAGGUGUACGAUCGUGCUUCGUGUUCCCGUUCGUGGCUGGAGAGGCAUGUUCUCAGUCACGGAGGCAACAAGCCCUUCCGCUGUAUUGUGGAUGGUUGUGGGCAGCGGUUCAGCUCCCAGAUAAUGUUGGAGCGACAUGUGAAUCAACAUUUCAACCAGACUGAGAACAGCAGCAGUAGCGGAGCCAGCAGCAAACGGAAUUUGGAGUCUACUCCCAACAAACUGUUCAGAAGAAAUGGAAAAAAGCUUCGUUAUAGAAGACAACCAUUUUCAGCUCGUAUGUUUGACUACAUAGACACUGGGAUCAUGGAAGGUGUGCAGCACUCGCUACUGACGGUCGCCAAGCGUCAAGCUCUCGGACAGCUCGACUCUUGCUCCAGCAAGUCUCUCACUUUACACAGCAAGGUCAGUAGGACUCACUAUAGUACACAGCUACACCGGUUAGAGGAGCACAGGUCUCACAAACUCGCCUUUGUCAACCCUCCCUCGUCCACUUCCCAUUUGUUAUCUAAUAGUUUUAUGAAUAGUGAAGAUAGUCUUUCUGACUCGUUUCUUAUAAUUAUCUCUGGGGCCUAUUUCGUAAAAGUACUAGUACUGAUGUGGGUUUUAUUAUUUUUUAAGGCUCUUUUUGCUUUGUCUUGUGAUACUUGACACAAUCUAGAUGUACGUCACAGUCUAUGAGAGAUUUUCCCAUUAUAAGGGUUCAACUUCAUGUCACAAAUGUAAAAAUUUAGUGAUACCAACAAAUUUUUGUGUACAGGGCAAUGACAUAGCUAGCACUAUAGCACCAGCCCUGAGAAUAAUGAUAAUAAAGAAAUUAUGUUGUGACUUAAGUUUUCCACCAUUGUCAAUCUAUGACAUGAAUUUUCCAUGAUAAAUUACAAUAAUACAAUAGACUCUUGACAAUCCGACAUGUAUGAGACCAACCAACCCUGUCGAAUUAUAUAAGAUUGUGGAUUACCGAAGGUAUUAUUAAACUGUUAAAUAAUAUUUUUUUUAGAAUAAAACAAGGUAAAAACUGUUUAAUUAGGUUAUAAAACAACAAACUAUAUUUUUAGUGAUAGUUGGUCAUUCAAUCUUUUGAAUGCUUUUUCAAAUGAUAUUUUCCAUGCAUGUUUUGAAUAAUCACCCAGUUUUCAGCCUCAGUUAAAGUUAACAUGCCUUUUAGUGUACUGAUGCACCAUUUUGAAUACUGGACUCAGGUUACACAAUCAGUGCACUACAGCGUAAUCAAAGUGAAAACUAACCAAACAACAAAAACCGUAUUAUUUACGAAACAGGCCCCUUGGUGUCAAUGUAAUAGAUAGCUUCUACGUAUGUCCAUAUAUUUCCAAUCGUUUUGGUUAGAUAGCCUUCUCAUCUUCCCUUCUUUCUAAUAUUUAAAACAUUUUUCCAGCAUUUCCGUUUAUAUUUUUUUAUUUUGUAAAAACCUGCUGAUCGUUAAAAGGGUUCUGUCUAUUGGUCAGGAACUCUAUGAAUCAUUUGAAUUUAACUAUCCAACUCUUGUUCUAAUUGUAUUUACUGCUAGACAGUCCUGACUCCCUAUUCUUAUCCAAGUUGAGGUUAUUAUUUUGUCAAUUUAGAUUACAUGAUACUACUAUAAUAGUUCCAUAUUGUCCUGUUAGACAUCUCUCAGUACACCCCAUUACACCAAACAGUUGUCCCUUACAAGUCUGAUGAGGCAGUUACAAUAGACCUGUGCUCUUAUUGCAACCUUACAUUGUGAUGUCUUGUUCAUAUUAUUACAGUCAAUUGAUAUAUAAAAAAGUAUUGCCAGUUAAAAAUAUUAAAUGAAUUUUUUUGAUAAAAAAUAUAAGUUUUUGUAUAUAAGUACAAGCCAUGAGUUGAUUGAAGAAACUAUUGAAUACUUGUGCCCUUCAGUUUGUGAUUAAAUUUCUGAUUACGAUCUUUACAAUCAACAAUGCAGAAAUUUUCACAGUUAAAAACAAACUAAUUAUGAGCUAAGUCUACUGAAAGAAACACAAUUAAUUUUUGCUAUGAUGGGUUUAAAUAGAUGCGUUCAUUUUUAUUUUUACAUUUUUAAAAGGUUUUUUUUUAACUAUUGUCCAGCAGAAGGCUGUAUGAGGGUAAUCCGAUUCUACUAUUUAUUAUCUUUUUGCAUGCAUUUAAUUUCUUUAUUUAGCUCAUGGUCAGUACUAAAUGUAAUCAGUUUAGAAACCCUAAGGGUUGGAUUUUUCAGUUUUGAUUGAUUUCAGUCAAAACAUUCAUUCACAUUUAGAGAUAACAAUGGUGACAUUUGUUGUUGUUGUUGUUUUUACCUGUUACUUCUUUCUAAUUUUGUCUGAAAACUGUUUUGUACAAAAUGAAUUACAACUUAUUUAUUAAAGGAAAGUUUAGAGUGAGAAAUAAUAGUUUAAAGUGUUUGUGAACACUUCACAUGAAACAGAUCCUGUUCCAGAAUAUAUGUUUAAAUGGCAGUUCCAGACUUAAUAACAAAACUGCCUGUUGGAUUUAAGUGUAAAAUUUUUAAUUUGUUUUAUUGUAAAUGAAGUGUUGCAACAUAUUAUAUAGAGAAGAAGCAUUUAGUAAUCGUCAAAAUUUAUUCAAGUUUUUUGUUUUUUUAAGUGCAUGUUAGUUUGAGUAUACUUUAGUUUUAAUGACAAUAAUUUUAGACACUACUUUUGUUAUAACUGAGCCUUGUAUUUAUAUACUUGUACAGAAAAUGUGAGUUGAGCGUUUAAAUCUCAACUGAAAAUCAAACCUUUUUACUUGUGCAAUAAACUAGAACUGGUUGUUGCUAUACUUAGUGUUACAAGCAGUGUCCUCAGAAUAAUGUAAUGGCUGGUGUGACUGCCACCUUGUCCAGUUAACCCUAUCACAAUCUACCAAGAGCAACAAUCUACUGCAGCAAAAACCGUUCACUAAGUCAAUAUUUUUGACAAGUCUCACCAUUACACACUUUUUAAGUUACUAUGAUUUAAUUCCAUACAAUUUUAAUUGCGUGUAUGGUAUCAUUUAAUUGAACUUUGAUAUCUACUUGGAAAAAAGAUUCUCAGUUUGUUUCUUCUUUAAUAAAUUUAAAUAAUCUAUUCCAAAUUGAGCUUUUAUAACCACGUUAAAACCCUUAGGGUUUCUACUGAAUUGUCAAAAUCAGUUCUAGAUACAUUUAAAUGUCAAUUUGGAAAAUGUGUGACAAAUUAGAAUUGAUUCAAUAACAAUAAAAUUUCAAGUUAAUAUGUUUUUGAAAAAGUAAAAUCUAUUGAGGAUCACUAAUUUUUAAAAAGAUUAGUAUUAUUUGUAGGAAUAUGCAUAUUAAAAUUAUGUAAUUUUUAAGAUUAAAAUGGAAUAAUCUCAAUUUCAUCAUUAAUUAUUAGAAAUAUAUUAUUAUGCUGGAAAGUGAAAAAAAUCAGCCAAUUAACA
Messenger RNA from Homalodisca vitripennis (glassy-winged sharpshooter), 4806 nucleotides. RefSeq lists its product as uncharacterized. Gene Ontology annotation, cellular component: ESC/E(Z) complex. Bases 52 to 2076 code for a protein of 674 amino acids. Gene Ontology annotation, biological process: regulation of transcription by RNA polymerase II. The transcript is spliced from 5 exons. The record is from RefSeq and is a predicted model, not a curated record. Lineage: Eukaryota; Metazoa; Arthropoda; Insecta; Hemiptera; Cicadellidae.